Molecule: messenger RNA, 3531 nt
Organism: Trichophyton benhamiae CBS 112371
Lineage: Eukaryota; Fungi; Ascomycota; Eurotiomycetes; Onygenales; Arthrodermataceae
Exons: 1
Coding region: 1-3531 (1176 amino acids)
Biological process (GO): early endosome to late endosome transport
Cellular component (GO): early endosome; plasma membrane; transport vesicle
Molecular function (GO): guanyl-nucleotide exchange factor activity; SNARE binding; phosphatidylinositol binding
Source: RefSeq, a predicted model, not a curated record
AUGGUCAACCAUGCCCAGCUGCUCAGUGACGUCCUUUAUUCCUCGCCAAACGACAGCUCCCAGCAGUGGCUCAUUUACUACAUCUCCAAACCUCUAGUCGGCUCCUACGAACCUGGUCAGAUUGUCCAGGCUAUAGUUCCGGGUACUUUGGACAGUGUCUCACUCCGCCAUGGCUCGGGCUUGGACGCCUCCUCUACUUUCCCGGCCAACUACCAUCGCAAUGAGAUAUCCUCGUUUGGUGACCUGCUGUCAAAAUUUCCCUUGAUUGCAAAGCAGAUGAAACCCGGUCUGGACCGUCUCUUCCGUGAAUUUGGCAAAGAACUAGGCAAACCACUUCCACCACCACCAUCCGAAUCCCCUGUGGCACCGGAACGUCCAACUGACCGGGGUGAGGUUUACUCAUUGCAACAAAAUUCUACCCACUCACUACCAUUUGGCGCUUCAGAGCAGUAUGAAGAUGAAGAGGAUGUAAUGAGAAAUGCUCUGGACACUGCAGUUACCGCAGCCAUUGACAUCUUUCGUCUUGUGGAUAAACAACAACUCUCACUUCUUGGUGCUACCACUGAUCUGACUGGCCCCAUGGUUGAACGUCUGAUUGAACGCUAUGUACUAGAGCAAGUUCACGAUAGCCUACUUUUCCCUCGCCUUUGUGAGUGUCGCCAAUCUGAUGAUCUAGACCUCGACCUGCGCGUUCGCCAGAUGGAGAAUAUCGAUGUAUCUCAGGUAGGGAUACCGGUUGAAGGUGGCCAUGAGGGCAGAGAAGAUCUUAGACGCCGCAUCGCAACAGCGGUCGAGGAAUUCAGAAAGAUCUCAGAUGCAAAAUGCCCACAGGACAUGCUUGCCAUACUCCUGAAGACCGUGAAGAUUGUUACCAUAGACCAGGCAUCGGUUGCACCAGACAGCCAGAACGAAAAGCCUUCUGUUCUCACUAUCAAUGCUGAUGUGCUUGUUUCCCUGCUACUGCUAGUUGUCAUACGCUCACAUGUACGGCACCUCUAUGCCAGGCUCUUAUACAUGCAACGCUUCAUCUUUGUAGAUGAUGUCGAAUCUGGAGAAUCUGGAUACGCACUCAGUACAUUUGAAGGAGUCUUGAUAUACCUUCAAAAUGACUCUGCAGGCCUAAGAAAAGCGAGCUCGAGAAAUAAACGCCUUUGGUCAGCAACCAAGCAUGGGAAAAUUCCGGAAAUGACCGCUAUUCUACAACCGGAACUUCGGGCAUCAAGCCCAGUCACUGAUGAAAACGAUUGUGAAAAUGAGCAACAAGAUGACUCGAAGAGUCAAGAAAAUGAGCGCCGACAGCCGGUACCAAAUGGAGUGUCAAACAACAGGCAUAAGCUGCUCUUUUCAGAAUCAAGUUGUGCCAUUCAAGAUGAUGUGCCAGAAACGCCUAGACUAGCUCAUGUCUUCCCUUUCCAAACAUGGGAUCAACCUACAACAACCAUGGAGCGACCUAAGCCCCGGAAGAAGGUAUCGAUGGAUACAAGGAGCAUGUCGGAAUCAUCAACCACGUCUUUCCUUUCACGCUCUACUACAUUCGGAUCCAUAGCAGGUGGAAUAGAGGGCGAUACAUCAGUUCAGAGUUUAACUGCAACCAAAGAUCCGUCUGGACAUUCGGUCCCAAUGAUGGCUGUCGAAGCUUGCCAGCCAGAAGCUCUGAGCUAUCUGCUGAGUUUGAGCGAGUACUAUCCUCGGGAAAGCAUUCUUCAAGAUACAAACAGCGAGGGGACUACACUACUGAGUGCUGCCGUUCAACUUGCGUAUACCGAAAUCAUUAACAUCCUCAUUGAAUACAUUCUCCAGGGAAACGAAUCUGAAGUGGUCUCGUACCUUGCAAAGGCCGAUAAUAGGGGUCGCACCGUUGCACACUACCUCUUCAACUCACCCGCGCUACUUUCACGCCUGGGAAAAUCUCUCCCCUGGACGCUGCGAGACAGAAACGGGCAAACGCCUUUAUUCGCCCUGUGCAGGUCUUACGAUCAUCCUGAUUACAACCCCAUGGUGAAUGAAGCGUUGACAUUAGCGACCCAGGCCCAAGACGAUGGGAAACCGCUACGGUUGGAUGAUCAUGUUGAUGCAAAAGGAAAUACCCUUCUUCAUAUUGUCAGCGAUCCUCAAAUACUACUUAGAAUACUCAGGCAGUGUGACGGAGAUCCCAAUUAUACAAAUGACAGAAGAUUUACCCCGUUGAUGGUGGCUAGCAAAUACGGUCGAAUUGACCUUGUCAGGACUCUCUUUGCUGACCCUCGCGUUGAUGUCCAUCUUCGAGAAUCCCGUGGGCUUACAGCAAUAGAACUUGCCAAAGACGAUGAAAUCAGGAACCGAAUAGAUGAUCUGGUUCUCUGCUCCAGUCCACUCCCAUCCUCGCCCGAUGCGAGUAACCGUACAACAAGUGUCGUUAGAUCUCUGUUUGUUGAAGACUUUGGAAUACGGUUCAUUAUCAAAUCUGGUGCUCCUUCUCCCAGUCCGCCUUCUCCCGAUCCAAAAGCACCUCGCACGACUACGUACACAGUCACAACUUGCCGGCGCAGCCUUAACGACUUUGAAAAUCUCCUUCGAUUUCUCCGGGUAGAACACCCUGCAUCAUAUCUUCCUGAGAUGCCUCAUUUCCGAUCUCCCUUUCAAAUACCUUCAAAGCCCUCGAGGGCUGUUCUGCAUGAUAUUCAGGAACGUUUGGAUAGACUGCUGAAAGUUCUAUUGGCUCACCCAACUUUCUCGACCCACGAAUUACUUUGGGAAUUCUUCCUUGUCCCUGAGAUCCAAACAGAAAUGAUUGACCAGCGUUCUGCACGCAAGGCUACAGUCCUUGCUGAAUCAAUAAUGGAUGAUUACGAGCCUGCGUCUGCAGAAGUUAUACGAAGCACCCAACAGAUUCUAAGCCACGCCGAAGACGCAGUCCAAUCUGUCAAUGAAGGAACCCGAAACUUGAUCUGCUGCGGAUACCUAUUGCAAAAUGCAUCUACAGACUUUGCAGAUGCUCUUUUCCUCUGCAGCUCUAUGUUUUCGUCACUGCAGCCGCCUGCAAACAUUCUUCCACAUCAAUAUGUUCGAGCCUUCCACCGCUUCGUAUCCUCUUUCAACCUCUCAUCAACGGAUUCCUCUCCCCUGCUACAGUUUUUAGCCGCACUCACCUCAUCCCAAAAUACCACAAGAGCAAUGCUCACUUCCCUCUCCCGGCCCAACAAUCUCAUUCUGACACUCAAUUCCGCCCAGCGGUCACUCUCCCGUGCCCGUUCCGCAGUCGCUUCCUCAUCACUACCGCGGAAGUUUAACUUCUCUGUGCUUGAAGAAUCUCGCCAACGCUCUAUCCGUGAGCAAGAGAGCAAGAUUGCCACACUGACGACUGAGAUUGAGGAAGUCAGAAAAGAAAUUUCGUGGAACAAGGAGGUUGUCGUUGGCGAACUUGCUGGAUGGAGUUCUUGGAGAGAGCAAACUGGAAGAAAGGCCAUUCGAGACUUUGUCAAGACAACGCUCAUACGAGAGAAAGAACGUGGUAAACGCAUGGAACGGUGUUUACGGAUGAUCAAAGGCUAG